This is a messenger RNA of Paraphaeosphaeria sporulosa, 486 nucleotides long. RefSeq lists its product as uncharacterized. The transcript has a single exon. Bases 1 to 486 code for a protein of 161 amino acids. NCBI's taxonomy places the organism in Eukaryota, Fungi, Ascomycota, Dothideomycetes, Pleosporales, Didymosphaeriaceae. The record is from RefSeq and is a predicted model, not a curated record.
AUGAAGAUCGGAGACCAGAGACCCCCAGCGCGACAGAUGUCGCCGUCAAUAUCAACGCAGCACUCCGCGCCUCGCAACCACCACGCAACCGAAGGGCAUCCACACGGCGAGGACGUGUCUGCACCACGGCGCACCUCUCCUGCCCCCGCGGGCUCUCAAGACGCAACCGCCCAGCCCGAGGACCACGGCUUCCCCUUUGUACCAGACGAAGAACCCAGAAGAUACAUCCCAGACUCCCCCACCGCCAUCAUGCGCCACAUCAACACCGCCUACCCGCCCAUCAUACACUACACGCUGCACAUCGGGAUGCUGGUCAAGGACCUGCAUGAAAAGAUUGGAGAGUGCCACGCGUGGUGUGAGGCCGCAGUGGAGGCCGGGAUGGGGGGUGAGCCGGCAGUGAGGGAGACGUUGGCAGCAUUGGAGAGGUUGCGGUUUGUGGUGCCGAGGGGGGUGGGGGCGAAUUGGAUUGGGGUUGAGAGGGUCUGA